This is a messenger RNA of Racocetra persica, 147 nucleotides long. The record is from the annotation of a GenBank genome assembly. Lineage: Eukaryota; Fungi; Glomeromycota; Glomeromycetes; Diversisporales; Gigasporaceae.
AUGUCUAGUUGGGAAUGUAAUGGCCAAGAUCGGUGGUUUCUACGUUGCUUUGAGAUCUAUUUAUAUUUUAUUAUUUGGAAUGCCGAAAUUGUCUCCAUGGGGUAUAUUACAAAAAUACGUGUUGGUGUGCAGAACGUGCAGACACAG